Molecule: messenger RNA, 303 nt
Organism: Symsagittifera roscoffensis
Lineage: Eukaryota; Metazoa; Xenacoelomorpha; Acoela; Convolutidae
Product: dolichol-phosphate mannosyltransferase subunit 3-like
Exons: 1
Coding region: 1-303 (100 amino acids)
Biological process (GO): GPI anchor biosynthetic process
Cellular component (GO): endoplasmic reticulum membrane; dolichol-phosphate-mannose synthase complex
Source: RefSeq, a predicted model, not a curated record
AUGACAAAGCUCAUCCAAUGGAUGCUUUUCCUGUUCUCUGGGCUUCUUUUCUGGAUCAGUUGUCUCAAUCUACUUCCGACAGACUUGGUCUACGACUCGAACGGGGACCCGAUUCCAUCCCUGCUCUCAUUCGUCGUCCGAGCUCUCCCUGUUUUGACGAUUGUGCUGUUCGGACUGUAUUCGCUUGUUGUGAUUGGCUACCGAGUGUCGAGUUUCAACGACUGUCAAAACGAAAGCGAUGCGCUCAAGUUAGAAAUUGACGCUGCGAGAAAAGCACUAACUGCGAAAGGAUAUAAAUUUUAG